Molecule: messenger RNA, 1554 nt
Organism: Trypanosoma cruzi
Lineage: Eukaryota; Euglenozoa; Kinetoplastea; Trypanosomatida; Trypanosomatidae
Product: membrane transporter protein, putative
Exons: 1
Coding region: 1-1554 (517 amino acids)
Biological process (GO): transmembrane transport
Cellular component (GO): membrane
Molecular function (GO): antiporter activity; xenobiotic transmembrane transporter activity
Source: RefSeq, a predicted model, not a curated record
AUGAAUCCACAACAUCGUUGGGAAAACGAUGAUGACAAUGCGUGCAUGCUCAGUGGAAAUGCCGAUGGCAGAGUCAGCAUUCAUGCAUUAGUUUGUCAAACAAUAAAAGUGGCAUUGCCGACGGACUUCAGCAGUGUUCUUUGGAUGGCUUCACAAAUGGUUACCAUGAUUUUUGUGGGACACUGCCUUGGCGAGGAUGGGUUGUCACAGUACAGUGCUGGGAUUUUGGUAUUUAACGUUACGGCCAUGUCUAUUGUUAGUGGUUUGAAUUCGGCUAUAGAUACGAUAAGUUCUCAGGCUUUUGGACGGAAUCCACGAUCUUCUGUGAUUGGCGAAACACUGCAGCGUGCACUCAUCGUUAAUAUGGUUUUGUGGAUUAUUAUGAGCGUUGCCUUUCUUAACAGCAAACCCAUUAUGGUUUACGUUUUUGGAGAAGCCGUUGGAGAUGGUGCUGCGAGGUUUUUGGGGAUGUGCCCACUGUACUUAUUGACACAGAUUAUUACUGGAAUUAUAAGCAAGACGCUAUAUGCUCAGUGUCUUUCUUCCCUCGUUGUUUAUUCUAACGCCGCAGCGGCACUUACUUCUCCUGUAGCUAACUAUUUUCUAAUAUUUAUGGGAAUUGAAGGAGCAGCUUUAUCACAGGGGUUGACUGGAAUGAUGUGUGCUGUUACCGAUGUGUUGCUUUGUCUUUUUCACCCUGAAGUUGUCGUCCGGGAGGCGCAGUGGCCUUCCCCGGCACUUUGUCAUAAAUCUGGCUGGAUACAUUUUUUUAAAGUUGGGAUACCUUCUCUGAUCGCAGUGUGUUCGGAGUGGUGGGCCUUUGAAGUGCAGGCAUUAUUUGCUAUUUCUAUUUCACCACUUGCGUUGGCAGUUUUUGGUGUGGCAAUGAACAUCAUAUCCGUGAUGUUUUCAAUAGCACUUGGGCUGAGUGUCUCAGCAAGUACCAUUAUUGGAAAUUCGCUGGGGGGUCAACGACCUUUAUUUGCAUCACAGUACGCCAGGUUUAUCUUGAUCUGCGAUGUGAUGAUUGGUAUAUGUACUGCAGUGGCUAUGGGCUACUUUGGAGGACACAUUGCACGUCUUUACACAAAUGUUCCUGAGAUGGCAAGCGCGGUGGAGUCUGUGAUGCCAUUUGUCAUAUUGUGUCAUAUUGGAGAUUCUCUUCAGUAUUGUUUACAAGGCGUUUUUCGUGGUGCUGGACGACAGGAGCAAGCGGCGCGUGGUGUGGUCUUUACAUUAUGGCUCGUCGGUUUACCAGCGUCAGCGCUUUACGUUUUUGUUUUCAAUUGGGGCGUAAGAGGUGUGCUCGGUGGCCUUUUGACUGGAUUUUGCUUUGAAAUUCCGCUCUUGUAUUACCUGAUGUCUCAAUGGGAUUGGAGGGUUCUGGCACAGGAGGCUCAGGUUUUAUCAGCCCUGCAAGAAUUUGUUGUACUGGAGAGUGUUUUCCAGAACGACGAAAGUAGCGAGCACGACAGUGAUGUUUCUGUAAAAAAGGAGGUUGAAUUGGAGGCAGUUGUAUACAAUCGAACUGACUCACAGUAUAAACUACGUUAA